This is a messenger RNA of Schistosoma spindalis, 6771 nucleotides long. Lineage: Eukaryota; Metazoa; Platyhelminthes; Trematoda; Strigeidida; Schistosomatidae. The record is from the annotation of a GenBank genome assembly.
GAAAUCUAUAUUCAAAGUAAUUCUAUGUUUAAUAGUUGUAUUCAUAAGUUAAUUAAAGCUAAAUCACCAUGGAAAACCCUUCUCUGAAUUCUAUGUUUGCUAUUUUAUCAUUUAUAAAAGAUCUCAUCUAUUUCGAUAAAAUCUAUUUGUUUUCUUUUUUUUCCUUUGAUUCAGAUGAUCGAUCUGGAUUGGCUUUUCCUUUAUCAAGUAUUAACAUUAAUAAUAAUAGUAAUAAUUCUGUCAGUGGAUUCGGCAAUCCUUCUGAUUUUAUUGAAAAUCAAUCACUUUCUUCUAACAUAAAUAAUAAUACACGUGGUAGUAACAAGUUAUCAGAAUUUGAUAUUGGACAAACUAGUUUAAAAAAGUCUAGUUCCGAUAUCGACUCUUCGGUAUGUGAUGCCGAGGAAGCUAUUCGCACUGCGGUUAAUACAACUGAACCAUGGGGUAUUCAUCCAGUUGAUCAAAGCACACCAUGGAAUUGUUCUGAAGCAAAUGGUGACUGCUUGUCAAUACAUUCCUCUGGACCGACUACAGGAUCUCCACCUGUGAGUGAAACAUCUACUGCAUCACGAAUUUCAGGUCAUAAUCAAUCUAGUGGAGUGUCAACUAUCCAGCCGACAGGUUCUCAGUCAUCUUUACAUUCCAGGCGUCUUAGCUCCACAGCUUCUUCAUUUAACAGAGAUCUAGAGUCAAAUGUUUGGCCAAGUGAACCUCCAAACGGUACUGGGAUUUGGGAGUCCCAUUAUGAAAGUCUUGGUGAGAGAACUGCCCGAUGGCAUCAAAAUAGUAGUAAUUCUACACAAACAUCUCAGGCUCCAUUUUUAUCACAACUUAUCAAUCCUCCUAAUUUCACUUCUAAUCAAACUUCACAUCCCACUAUUAGAUCUCGACCUCAACAAGGUCAACUGCCACCAAAUACUGAAAGUUUUCGUGGAAUCAAUCGUGCAGUCCCGGGGACUAUAUUUCCUUUGGGACAACCACCUUCAAAUUCGAGUGUUAUGAAUUUGGGAACAAGACCGAUUUUCGGUGGAAAUCAUCCAAUAGGACCUGCUAAUAGUAAUAUAACGGGAACCGGUAGUGGUGGUGGUUCAUCUAGAGGUUUCCCAAUAGCUAAUCCGGUGAAUCUUGGUUCAGGAGUUUCUUGGCCCUAUACCUCGGGAACACAACCAGUUGACCCUUCUGUUCCUGGGAUUAAUUUCGGUAAUAAGUCUCGGUGGCCCGGACAGAAUAUGAAUCGUUUACCUGGUAAGCAACAACAUCCAACACCCCAUGUAAUGCCUAAUAUGACUUCUACUGGUAUGAGAUGGCCUCCUGGUGCAACAACUACACAUAUGCAAGGCAUAUGGCCACAUACAGACCAACGACGCCCAGGCACUGUUCCAGGACCUUGGUCAACUAAUGCUUCUGGGAUGGAUAGUAGUAGUGCUGGAGGAUUUUUCAAUCAACCUACUCAAAGCAUAGCUCCUCGAGUUUCGCAACAAAUUGGUACCUCAGAGUUUCCUUCGUCAUUAACUCCCGCUCGUGGUGUAAACCAGUCAUUUAGAACGCCUCAAAGUGCCUUCUAUCCACCCAUAACUCCCGGUUUUUCGUCAACACCCAUGUCACAACGUAUGUUUAUGAGUCCACAACAGCAUUCACAUCAAUUACAACAACAGAGUAUGAUUCGUGCUCAUGUAAUGCGUCAACUUUUUAACUUGGGUUUUACUGAAGAUGAAAUACAACCUAUAUUCGCUGAUACAAAUACAAAUGUGGAACGAGCAUUGAUUGACUUACGUGAUCGAUCAGGCCAUCCAGGUAUUGAUGAAUUAAUCAAUGCGCUGAGACCAAUCACUUCCAAUUUGUUGCCUACACUUAAUUCAAAUGAUGUUAGACAACAAUCAGAUCUUCCUGGACAAAGUACAAAUCCCAAUCGUUCUAUUAAUUCAAUGCGAGGAAAUGAGAUGAUGAAAUCUAAUAUACCAGUUAGUAAUAAUAAUCAACCUACAGAAAAUUUAGAAUUAUCAUUACAAUUACUUCAACAACGUGAAACACAAAUACUUCAAACUAUUGUACAAUUACAUUCAAAACAUCAAGAUUUAAAUCAAAAACUCUCGCAUAUUCGUUCAGCAACGAAUGUUCCAUUUGCUACAAAUCCUGUUAUACAUGAAUUACAAUUACAAGCAUUUCAAGUUGGUCAACAAAUCGAUGCUCAACAGGCUCAAUUAAAACAUGUACGUAGUCAAGCUGGUAUGCUACGACAAAUUACUAUGUCUUCAUCAAAUUUAUCUAAUCCAUCUCAAAAUUUAAACACUACUAAUAUUACCACUGUUACACCAUCAUCGUUAUUAACAAGUAGUGGUAUGAUUGUUGGCGGUGGUACUACUGGUCAAACAGUUACUAAUGUACAACACAUAAUUCCUAAUUGUUUAACAGGGACAACUAAUCCAGUCAAUUGUAGUGGAUUUAAUUUAUUGACUAAUAGUAAUAGUUCAUCAAUAUCUUCCACAUCUGCAUUAUCAUCAUCAUCAUGGUGUCCUAUUUCAACACAAAGUGGCAAUAUGAUUAGUGGUUGUAACAAAACAAAUCAACCAUUAAAUAUUUCUGUAGUCGGUAGUAGUAAUAAUAAUAAUAAUAAUAGUUCGGAAAAUAUUGAUUUUCUACCGGAUCAAUCAAAUUUUAAUAUGAAUUCUUUAUUAUGGGAAUCUAGUCCUUGGUCGGGUUCUAGUCCACAAUUACACGAGAAUUUUUCAAAUAAUCGUAAUUCAUUAACAACUGACAGGCGUUGGACACCCUCUGGUAGUAGUGGUGGUGGUGGUGGCAAUGGUGGAGUUGUUGGUGGCGUCAGUGGCAAUAGUAGCAGUAGACUACCACCACCGUUUAUAUCAUCUCAACUCUCAUCACUUGGUGAUCCUAGAUGGUCAGAUAUGAUGAACGAUGUCACUAAUUCAAUGAAUGAUACAAGACGACAAUCGUUUGGUGCUGCUGUUAAUGAAAUUGACGAAAUACACAACAGUGGUAUAGAUUAUCAUCCCAUUAUUCCCAUUUCUAUAUCGAGUAAAUCAUGGCUUCUAGCGCAUAACAUUCCACCGCAUAUAUCAGUUGGAAUGUUAAAAAUGACUGUAUCCUCAGCAUUAAACAAUCAUAUCCUUCGAUCUGUGGAAUCCAGUGAUAGAAAUUCUAAUACUACUUCUAUUGGUAGUAAUGGUAAUAAUAAUGAUAUUGAUUUUGAAAUUCAUCCGAAUAUGUCAGCACGUUGGGUUCUGCUAGGAUUGAAUAGUCCUACACAUGUGUCUAUUGUUCAUGACACUUUAGAAGGUGGUAAUAGUAAUAAUAAUAAUAAUAACGGACAACAACAGACUACUGGUUGUUAUGGAUCAAUUAAAUUAAUUACACCUACUGAAGCACUACUUCAUCUACAAGAGAUUCAGUCACUAGCUUCUCGUCUGAAAGGUUUAAAUGCUGAUGGAUCUCAGUCAACUUCAUCGGCCACUAUUCAUUCCAUUUCACAAUUAUCAUCAUCCAAUAUAAUGAGAUGUGAUUUUAACACCAACCAUAAUAAUAAUAAUAUACCAAAUAGUGAAUCAAAUCAUUUAUUAAUUGGGAUAAAUGCCACAACUAUUAAUAAUUCUUCUGGCAGUUCUUCUCUUCCUCUUACAAUAAUAAGUACUACUACUACUACUACUGCUAAUACCCCUGCUAACACUGUUGUCACAACUGUCAAUAAUCAUAGUUCCGAUGGUUAACAUCACUAUCAACUAUCCAGAUUCUAAUGUUUUUUUGUUUUUGUUUUUUUGUGAUCAAGAUAUUAGCACCGGGACCGAUCCCUAUUCCGUCGCCGCCGAUUAAUCCACUAACAAAUAUUCACAUUUAUCAGUCACUUUACAUGUAUCUGUAUGUGUAUGUGUGUGUGUCUGUAUACACUCUCUGUGUUAAUGGGUGUUCAACUUGUUUCCUAUUAUUAUGAUAAUUAGCAUUAUUAUUUAUGGUAUUAUUCAUAGAAAAAAAAAUUACAAAGCAUUUGGUAUUGCUUGUUAUUUUUUCUUUUUUUUGUUUGUUUUUCCUUUAUUUUUUUUUUGUUACAUCGUCAUUAUCAUCAUCAAUAUCAAUGACACGAUAAUGUUUACAUUAAUGUAUAUCAGUUAUUCAGUCAGUGCCUCACAGAACUAAAAGAAAGAACACUUGAUGAAAUAGAUUUCCACAUGAUGUAAUUUAUAUACAUAUGUUGUCUAUCUAUCUAUCUCUUACACUCUUACACUCUUAGCUCAUUAUAGAAUUUCAUUCAGUGAUAACAAUACAUUGUAUCAAUGAAAUGAUAAAUAAUAAAUAUAGUUAUUUGUAAUGCGCCCAACUUCUCUGUCCACCCACCCCUACCCUCAUCUAAAUUCCACUGUCCCCCCCCAUCUUAUACCUGUUCUGAACAAUAACAACAAACCCAUAUUUUCCUUGUCAUCUUGUUUGUUUGUUUUUAAAUUGAUACUUCGACUCCUUUGUGUACUUUUCUUCCUUCCCCCCUCUCUCUAACGCAUAUAUAUACACACAUCUAUAUAUAUAUAUUGAAAUUGUUUUUUAAAAAAAAGAAUAAUGAUGAUAGUUUACAUAAAUUACGGUAAUUUGUUGUUGUUGUUGUUUUUUCUUUGUUUAAUUCGUAUGAUUGUUUUCCCUUUCUGAAUUUAGUUUUAUUAUUAUUUUUUGUUUUCUUUUGUUUUGUUGUUUACUUAUCAAUUUGUUAUUAUAUUUUUUAAUCACAUGAAAUUGAUGUUGUAUGUGUUUGUUAGUUGUGUAUUUUGUUUUGUUUUCUUUGUUCGGAUCAUGUUGGCAAUAAUGAUGAUGAUGAUGAUAAUAAUAGUAAUGUGAUUGUAGUUCGAUCUUAUCUCCACCCUCUUUCUACCCCCCCCUUCGUCUUGUUUACGAACAAGACGUACAUAUAUAUAUAUAUAUAUAUAUAUAUAUAUAUAAUGUACACAUGAAUACAUCAAUUAUAAGGUAGCUAAUAAUCGUGUUUGGGUAUGCAUUAGAAAAACAUAUGCACAAUAAUCAUGAUUUUGUAAUAUAUAUAUAUUAUGCAACAAUUUAUGAGGUUCUAUUAUAGUAAUUUUCUGACUUAUUUCAUUGAAUAUUAAAUAAAUGAAAGGAUGGAUAUUCCAUUGUGUUUAUGUUUUUACAUUAAAAUUUUACAUUAUCAUGUUUGUAUGUUUAUUUGUUUCAUACUCUUGUCCGGUUCUUUAUUAGCUAACUAACAGUCCUUUUUCUCUUUCUUUCUUUAUUUGGUCUACAAAUUUUGGAUUUUGCAUGAUUUCUAUUAACCCGUUAACUGGAUCUUUUGUGAGAUUGUAUUUCUAUGACCAUGGGUAGAGAGGUAUGUGUUUUGUUAUCAUGUGAUUGAUAUCUUGAUAUGUUUGCAAAUUUUCGUUUCCCACCCCUCCCCUAACUUUUUUUUUGUCACUUGAGGAAGAAAAAAUAAACAAGGCAUUUCUUAUGUUCUCACUCUUUUCUAUACAUACAUACAUACACACACACACUGGCACACAAAACUCGUGUAUACGUUUACUUAUCUUCUCCUCUUAAAUAAAUCUGUAGUAUAAUCUAUCAGUCAAUUUAUAUUUGUUCAUUAAAAUGUUUUGUUGAUUACCGCCCUUUUUAAAUUGUAUUAUUAUUCAUCUAUCCUAUUCUGUUGAUGUUAUCAAUGAUAUAUUUGGUCAGGAUUUAUUUACAAAUCAUUGAUAUCAUUCGAUAUUGUUACAUCGAUACUCUUACAUUUACAUAUAUAUGUGUAUAUAUACUAGAUGUACUUAAUAAAUUGUGUUUGUGUAUGUGAACUAUUCCUAUUUCUGUAUUUUUAUAUACAUAUGAGUAAUUGAAAGGGGAAAAAAAAGUAGUAAUUGUGCCUUUGUUUUUCAUAUAUUUUAUCUAAUACAACAUGACAUUAGUGUUUUUUUACUUGUACUACUUAUAAUGGUUUACUACUUAUAAUAAUCAUCAUCUAUAAUGUAUAAUUUUCAGUUAAUGGGGUGGUGGUGCUUGUUUGUUUGUUUAAUAUUGGAAAAUGAUCAAUUGGAUUCCUUACGUCUAGAUGGAUUGAUGUGUAUGUACUACAUGUAAAACACCUUUUUUUUAAAAAUAAAAAAAACAACAAUCUAUUAUGCGUAAUAUACAGAUAUGGGUAAUGUUUGAUUCUGUUUAGGCAUUUGUUAAAUUUAUCCAACAUCUUUCUAUUUCUUUUUUAAUUGUUUGCCUUCUGAAAUUGAUUGUGUGUGUGUGUGUCUGUAUGUGUACGUUUACAUUCACCGCUGGAUAUAAAUUAAAAUAAAUUAAUGGUUUAUCUGUUGCUUUUCUUUAAAAAGUUUUUUUCCUUUUUCUUGGAAUAGUCCUCAUCUAAAUUGUUGCUGUGUUUCCUCUCUCUCUCUCUCUCGUUAUUUUGCUGUAUCCUAGUGAUAUGUGUAUGUAAUUUCUAUUUACAUACAUAUUUAUGGUGUACUAUAAUUAAAUCUGUAUGUGUUUAUUCAUUUUGCAUUUCUAAAUAUGACAUGCUUUUCACGUUUUUCCUCCUUCUCCUACACUUACACCUACUCCUCCUCUUGUGAGUUCCUUAGGCCCUCCCUCAAUGUACGACGAUGUGUGUGUACACGUUUGUAUUAUCAUUUUAUUCACUAACAUUAUUCAUUGAAAGAAAAAUUACUAAUAAUACUCUAUACAUAAAUAUUCAUAUACAAAUGCAUAGAUUCUAUUUGUUACCCUUUCUAUUGACUUUUGUUUUUUUCUUCAUAUUAAAAUACUAGAAUUCAGAUUAGUUGA